AUGUUUUAUAAUCGAAUUUCAAAACCUCUUCCAAUUUAAAUUGGUUUACCAGAUGAUCCAAAACCAAAAUUUAUUUAGAUGAAAUUAGGAGAAGAAUAGUAUUAGGAGAGAUUAACAAAGAGAACAUUUACAAUUAACAGUUAAUAAAAUUAAAAACUGACGAAGGGAAAUAUCAGUUAGAGAAUUAGUGCUAUUAAUAGUGAUUAAUUAUAAGGAGUCAUGUCUCCAAAUAAUUCAUCAAAUUUGAUAUACUAUGAAGAUUUCAAUAUUGAAGUAAAGGAAAACAUUUGUAAAUAAAAUUAUAUACCUAUAAAAAAUAUUUCAGAAUUAGUGGAAAGUUUAAAAGAUUAAAAAUAUAAAUACGAUGCCAAUCAUCCAAGAGAUUAUGAAGUUUUUGGAGGAUUUGAAGGAUGUAAUGUUUAAGAAAUCUAUUAUUGCAAAAAUGACACAGUAAAGAUAGUAUUGAAAUCAGAUACAAAUUCUCAUGGUUUUUGUAAAUGGUUUUCUUUUGGGUUGAAAAUAUAUGCAUUUAAAAGAAUGAAUAUAAAAGUGAAUAUAAUAAAUUUGAGAGCUCUAGAAAAGAAUAGAGAUGUACAUGUAUUGAGAGUUUCUGAUAAUCAUGAAUUAUUUGUACCUUCUCAUUAUUCAUUUACAAAUAUUAAACGUAAAGAUACUUACUUUGCAUAAUGUUCUUUUGAAAUUAAAUCUUCUUAUGAAAGUUUUAUUAUAAGUUUUUAGAAACCAUUUUAAUUAAUUAAGUUAAGAUAAAAUGAAUAAUAUGGACAAUUAGGAUUGUCUAGAUUAUAAUAUCCAAUUUAUUAUUGGUUUUAAAAAUAACAUGGACCACUUAUUUUAAUAGUUGCUAGAAUAAGACCAAUAGAUGCAAAUACUUCAUAUUUAGCAGAAGAAUUAAUAAAGUAAUUGAUGCUAACUUAAUUAAAUGUAAUUGUGAUACCAAUGCUUAAUCCUGAUGGUGUUGUGUUAGGUAAUUCUAGAUGUAAUUUGAGUGGAAAAGAUUUAUGUUCGAAUUAUUAAUAUAUCAAUUCUAGUGUGUGUCCAGAAAUAAAAAGUGUUUUAGGUAUAGAGAAUGUGUAAAUUGCAAUGUAAAUAUGCUAAUUAUUGGCAGUGAAUUAAGAAUGCAUGAAAGACCUCAUGUAGUGAGUUCUAUGAAAUUUAAUUGUGGAUUACCACAAAGAAAAAGAAAUUUAGAAAUUCAUGAUAUUAGUUCAAGAUUUAAGAUAUAUGCCAAGAUAUUCAUUAGUUAAAAUUAAGUGAAUUAUUAGGAAUAGGCAUAACUUAUAAUAAAGGCUUUGUAAUCAAUUUAAUAAUAGAAUACAGAUAAUAUAAGUUAUAAAAGUGAAACAGAUCAUGAAGAUGAUAUUUUAGAUAAUUUCUUUUACAAUCUCUAAUCUAAGAAAUAGAGCAUGUAAUAAUAAUAAUAAUAAUAAUAAUAAUAAUAAUAAUAAUAAUAAAAAUUAAAUCUAAAUUCAUAAAAUUAAUUAUAGAAUCUAUUAUAGACUAUAAAUUCAUCAGUUAAAGAGUAAGAAUCAGUAAAUCAAUUAAAAAACUUAGAAUGGAAAGAUUUAACACAUCGUUCUGAAUUAUCUUAUGUGAAAAUAAAAACAUAAAUAAGUAAAGAUAUUCAACAUAGUCUUCUUGAAAAACAAUCAUUAAAAAAGAAAUCAUAUUAUCAUUAGCAUUCUGAAUCUCAUUCAUAAAGUCAUUAAGAUAAAAUAAUUUUAAAGAGUCCCUUUUUACCAAGCAGAGAAUAGAUUUUUGAAAAAUAUUCAAAUUUGUCAAGUAGCUAAAGCAAUAAAAGAAAAACUUUAUCAUAAACUAAGUUAUAAACAUUUACAUAAUAUUAAGUGUUCAAAUAUAAUAGGCAAAGAUAAUGA
Messenger RNA from Paramecium sonneborni, 1895 nucleotides. The record is from the annotation of a GenBank genome assembly. Lineage: Eukaryota; Ciliophora; Oligohymenophorea; Peniculida; Parameciidae.